GAGUGGCGGCCAUCUUGGCCGGUGUUUUUCCGUGUGCUGUGCAUGCUGCUGACGCCGCCGUCGCUUCGGGAGAAGAGCGAGCGUUACCGCGGCGGACAGGGUGGAAGGAGGAAGCCGACCUACACCCUUCCCACCAGCCGGCACCAUCCUCCGCCCCUACCGUUUUGGGUCCAGUUUGAGUAACUUUGCCUAAUAAGGAGUUUAGAGCACCUUCACCGAAAAAGAUGGCAGACAAGCUAACAAGAAUAGCCAUUGUUAAUCAUGACAAAUGUAAGCCAAAGAAAUGCCGCCAAGAGUGCAAAAAGAGUUGCCCUGUUGUCAGAAUGGGAAAACUGUGCAUUGAAGUCACUCCCCAGAGUAAGAUAGUAUGGAUUUCCGAAACUCUCUGUAUUGGGUGCGGUAUCUGUAUCAAGAAAUGUCCUUUUGGAGCCUUGUCUAUUGUCAACCUGCCAAGCAACCUGGAGAAAGAGACCACUCACCGAUAUUGUGCAAAUGCCUUUAAGCUUCACAGGUUGCCUACUCCUCGACCUGGUGAGGUGCUUGGAUUGGUUGGCACCAAUGGUAUUGGAAAGUCAACCGCAUUGAAAAUUCUGGCUGGAAAACAAAAACCUAACCUUGGGAAGUAUGAUGAUCCCCCUGAUUGGCAGGAAAUCCUGACUUACUUUAGAGGGUCAGAGUUGCAGAAUUACUUCACCAAGAUUCUGGAGGAUGACUUGAAGGCCAUCAUUAAGCCCCAAUAUGUGGACCAAAUUCCAAAAGCUGCAAAGGGCCCAGUUGGGACCAUCUUGGAUCGAAAGGAUGAAACAAGGACCCAGACUAUUGUUUGUCAACAGCUUGAUCUGACUCACCUAAGAGAUCGAAAUGUGGAGGACCUUUCCGGAGGAGAGCUUCAGCGAUUUGCUUGUGCUGUUGUUUGUAUCCAAAAAGCAGACAUCUUCAUGUUUGAUGAACCAUCUAGUUACUUAGAUGUAAAGCAACGUCUUAAGGCUGCCAUUACCAUCCGAUCGCUGAUUGACCCUGACCGUUACAUCAUUGUUGUAGAGCAUGAUCUGAGCGUCCUAGAUUACCUUUCGGAUUUCAUUUGCUGCUUGUACGGUGUUCCAAGUGCUUAUGGUGUGGUCACCAUGCCUUUCAGUGUACGAGAAGGCAUCAACAUCUUCUUGGAUGGCUAUGUUCCCACUGAAAAUUUAAGAUUCAGAGACUCCUCCUUGGUGUUUAAGGUGGCUGAAACGGCCACGGAAGAGGAAGUUAAAAAGAUGUGCAUGUAUAAGUAUCCAUCUAUGAGGAAGCGGUUGGGGGAGUUCCAGCUGCGCAUUGUUGCUGGCGAGUUCACAGACUCUGAAAUCAUGGUCAUGUUGGGAGAGAAUGGAACUGGUAAAACUACCUUUAUCCGAAUGUUGGCUGGAAGGCUGAAGCCAGAUGAAGGAGGCGAUGUUCCUGUUCUUAAUGUGAGCUACAAACCACAGAAAAUCAGUCCAAAAUCAACAGGAUCCGUUCGUCAGCUGCUGCAUGAAAAGAUCAGAGAUGCCUACACACAUCCACAGUUUGUCACAGAUGUGAUGAAACCAAUGCAGAUUGAAAAUAUUAUUGAUCAAGAGGUGCAGACAUUGUCUGGAGGGGAGUUGCAGCGUGUGGCUUUGGCUCUGUGUCUGGGUAAACCGGCUGAUGUGUACCUUAUUGAUGAGCCAUCUGCAUAUCUGGAUUCUGAACAGCGUCUCAUGGCUGCCAGAGUCGUCAAGCGAUUCAUUCUUCACGCUAAGAAGACUGCUUUUAUUGUGGAGCACGAUUUUAUUAUGGCCACCUACCUUGCUGACCGUGUAAUCGUCUUUGAUGGUAACCCUUCUAGGGAUACAGUUGCAAACAGCCCUCAAACACUUCUAGCUGGUAUGAACAAGUUUUUGUCUCAGCUGGAGAUCACAUUUAGGAGAGACCCCAACAACUACAGACCAAGAAUAAACAAACAUAAUUCUAUCAAGGAUGUGGAUCAGAAGAAGAGUGGAAACUAUUUUUUCUUGGAUGAUUAAAGCUAAUCCUGAAGGUUUUUUUCAGCUUCCUUCAAACAAAAGAAAUAAAACCUGUGAAGCCUGACUGGUUUCCUACAGCAUACCCAACGUGCUGUAGUGAGAUAAAACAUAAUUGCACAAUGUUACCACCCUGCCUGUAAAGAAAAGGAUAUUGGUUUUCAUUCCUCCCUUCUGCACCAACGCAAAACUAAGUUCUGAUUGUUAUGGUUUCAUAACAUGGUAUCUAAUUUAUUCAUCAUGGAUUUUCCUCCCCCUAAUAUUUGUCUAAAAUAUGGUUUUUAAAAUGCUGCCAUUAAGAGUGCAAUGUUAUUUUAAAGAGUCUAAACCUUUUAUAGGUUUUGAAAAUUAAACAUCCACCUAAAACUAGCCUGAUGCUUUUUUGCACAUUAUACACUUGCUUAUUUUUAUAUAAGGAACAGGUUUUCUAAUGAGCAGUCCCAGCAAACUUGCACACAAAAAAAACUUUACCCUUGUUGUCUUAAGUAACCUGAAAACCCAAUCAUUGUCUGCUAACUACCAACUGCCUGGUGGUUCUAAUUUAUGUGCUAGCUGAACCCUGCAAAUAAAUAGGUUGGGUCAGUUGCUUCAUUAUAAACUGAUAUUUAAUGCAGUUUAUAAGCUGAAACUUCACAAUUAAACAUCAGGUGCUAUGGACCAAACAUGAGUUAAUAUAAGCCAAGAUAAUGCUGACAUUAUGCUCAUCCAAUCAGGUUCUGCCAUUUUCAGUCUGUAACACUUUACAGAAGUAUCUGCUGAUUAGUUGUGUUUUGGUUAUGUUGAAUUCUCAGUACGGGAGGGUAGGCUACUUUUGUCAUAUGGUGCAUUGUUAGUGAAGCCCCACCCUUAAUAAACAAUGAUCUUUAUGUAA
Pseudophryne corroboree (corroboree frog) is the source of this 2892-nucleotide messenger RNA. RefSeq names its product ATP binding cassette subfamily E member 1 (gene ABCE1). Gene Ontology annotation, molecular function: ribosomal small subunit binding; ATP hydrolysis activity; ATP binding. NCBI's taxonomy places the organism in Eukaryota, Metazoa, Chordata, Amphibia, Anura, Myobatrachidae. The transcript has 18 exons. The coding region runs from base 225 to 2024 and encodes 599 amino acids. The record is from RefSeq and is a predicted model, not a curated record. Gene Ontology annotation, biological process: ribosomal subunit export from nucleus; translational termination; translational initiation.